Molecule: messenger RNA, 498 nt
Organism: Parnassius mnemosyne (clouded apollo)
Lineage: Eukaryota; Metazoa; Arthropoda; Insecta; Lepidoptera; Papilionidae
Source: the annotation of a GenBank genome assembly
CUGUUAAAAUGUAUAUUGUGUAAAUUCACCAUUAUUUUUAUUAUAUUUACUUAUUACAGGAAAUCUAAUAGCUAUAAAUUAACACUAUAUGGUACAUACAUAUCAAGGAUCGUAAUAAUCUUACUUCUAUUAACAAGCGCGAAUGCUCGUAUAUCCGUUAUGUACGCACAUGACAAGACAUCUGAUAUAGUCGCAGACCAAUGUCUUAAUGAAAUGUAUCCAAAAGGAAAACGUGUGGAAUUUCAAGAAUCCGACGAAGCUUGUAUAAUAUUUUGUGUGUUGAAAAAAUUGGGAAUCAUGAAUUCAAACGGAGGAAUAAAUUUAGAAAUCUAUCGUAAAAGAGUUCAAGUGGCACAUCAACUGGAUCAGCGGAAGUUAAUGAGUGAUAAUGGCAGCUCAUGUGCAGAGAAUGCGGAUUCAAUUCAACACAAGCAAGACGUUUGCAAAAAAGCAAAAGUGUUUAACGAUUGUACCCAUCUGUAUAAAAUUUUAUUAUAA